This is a messenger RNA of Phialemonium atrogriseum, 1939 nucleotides long. Its product is annotated as microfibril-associated protein. The record is from RefSeq and is a predicted model, not a curated record. Lineage: Eukaryota; Fungi; Ascomycota; Sordariomycetes; Cephalothecales; Cephalothecaceae. Gene Ontology annotation, cellular component: U2-type spliceosomal complex. Gene Ontology annotation, biological process: mRNA splicing, via spliceosome. The transcript has a single exon. Gene Ontology annotation, molecular function: RNA binding. The coding region runs from base 111 to 1631 and encodes 506 amino acids.
CGCCACUCAAAACUUUUGAACGCUACUACAGGCUCGAUCAUCAAUAUCAACAUCUUACCCUCACCCCCAAACCGUAAACCACCACCACAACCACCACAACCCCCGCCACGAUGCCUCCAAAACGCAUGACAGCCAACCCCAUCAAGCCGGCGCGCUACCGCGCCGGCAAGCCGAUGGCGCCCGAGUCAUCCUCGUCCGAGUCGGAAGACGGCGGCAGCGACGACGAGCAGCAGAAGCGGCCCGCCGCCCCAGCGCGCAAGAUCGCCCCGCCGCCUAAGGCGCCCAGCGCGGGCAGGAUCAUCAGUACCGGCGCCGGCGGGAAGAGGCUCGGCUACGGGGCCGAGGAGGAGGCGCGCCGGGCCGCGGCGGCGAGGGCGCUGGCCGAGGCGGAGAGGAAGGCGAGGGAGGAGGGGUUUGUUACGGAGGAUGAGGAUGAGGAGGACGAGGACGACGAGAGGGAGCAGAAAGGUGCGGCUGCUGAGAGUGGUAGCUCUGAGGAGGAGGGUUCUGAGGAGGAAGAUGAAGAGGAUGACGACUCGAGCAGCGAGGAGGAGACCCCGCGGCGGUUGAUGAUGCGGCCGAAAUUCAUCCGCAAGAGCGACCGUGACGGCGCAAACGAAACCCCGGCCGGCGGAGCAGCGCCCGACGAGGCGGAGGCGGCGGCGGCGGCGGCGGCGGCCGAGGAGGCGCGCAGGAAGGCGGCGGCCGACGAGCUGGUCGAGGAGCAGAUCAAGAAGGACCUCGCGGCGCGGCGGGCGGGCAAAAAGCACUGGGACGACGACGAGGACCCGGAGGACGACGUGGACGACGAGGACGACGUGGACCCCGAGGCCGAGCGCGCGGCGUGGAAGCUGCGGGAGCUGAAGCGGAUCCGGCGCGACAGGGAGGCCAUCGAGGAGCGCGAGCGCGAGCGCGAGGAGGUCGAGCGGCGGCGAAACCUGACCGAGGACGAGCGGCGCGCCGAGGACGAGGCCUUCCUGGCGGGCCAGAGGGAGGAGAAGGAAGGCCGGGGGAAGAUGGGCUUCAUGCAGAAGUACUUCCACAAGGGCGCCUUCUACCAGGACGAGGCCAAGGCGGAGGGGCUCGACAAGCGGGACAUCAUGGGCAUGAAGUUCGCCGACGAGAUCCAGAACCGCGAGCUCCUGCCCAAGGCCCUGCAGCUGCGGGACAUGACGAAGCUGGGGAGGAAGGGCGCGAGCAAGUACAAGGACCUGAAGAGCGAGGACACGGGCCGCUGGGGGGAGCUGGACGACGGGCGCUCCGGGCGGUCGGGCUACGACCGUUUCGGAGACGAAAGAUUUCAGCCCGAUCGGGAUCGGGACUGGAAUAGGGACCGGGGCGGAGACGGCGCAAAGGGCGCGAAUGCCAUCCCGUUGGGAGAUCGGAAGCCUGUCCCCGGAGCUCCCGAGGGCCCGAGGAAUGACAGAUUUCGGGGCGAGGACAGGCACCGUUACCGUGACCGUGAGGGGGACCGUGACAGUGACAGGAGGUCGAGAUCACCCCGGAACAACCACCGAGAAGGCGACCGAGACCGUGAGCGAGACGAGUAUCGGGAUCGGCGGAAAAGGGAGUCCUCACGGGAGCGGGAUCGUCACGAGGGUGAUAAGCGUCGGCGGGUAGACGCCAGAUAAAUGGUAUCAUGAACCGCAUACCCUAAGCCCCAAGCACUAUUGUAGUAAAAUACCAAGCCUUGAUACCCGACUCCCCCGAAGUCCACGUCACCAUUGUCAUAUACAUACAUGUACAUCGUAAACCAGAGGCUCAGAUCCUCGUAAUCUCGACCCUUGCCCUCCCAAAUACGUUGUGUCCCAUCAUGCCUCCACUACUCAAGCUUUGAUCGGUCAGUGACGGGGCCUUCAGGAUCAUCCGGGCGUAGGUGCCAGCCCCCCGUCGCUUGGACAGGUAUCCGGGGUUGAUGACCAACACGCUUUCCACGACC